CUAACAGACAAGAGGGCCAGAAGGAGGCUCGGGCCAGAAGUAAGCUCCCGUCACUACUCCAAAGCUAUGGCCGCAAUGUGCGUUUUCGCCUCGCCGCUCUGGCGUCUCCAGCGUCUCCGGCUUUCUCUCCUCCUCGCUCCUCUCCUCCUCGUUCUCUCGCUCUCUCCCCGCGCGUCCCGUGCCUUGUAUUCUCGUCCGUACGAUCCCAUUCCCGCCGUCGUGCUGCCGGCUUUAAGUCCCGAAGACGUCCCGCUCCCUUUUUGGGGCACGAGUGUGACUAGUAUGAAAGUUUCGAUGAACGCGUCGCUCGUGCGUGCUUAUAACGGGGACGACAAGAAUAAUAUCGUCGUCAAUAUCGAGGGCCAGGGCCCCAUUCCGUUCUCGCUGUCGCGGUGGAAUCAGGGGGAUUUCGCGCCGAGGCUCGCGCCCAGGCACCCGUAUUCGCAGACGAACCUCGGUAUUCCCGGGGGAAAGGAUGGUUACCAGUCGGAUAACCCGAUGGAGUUUCCCCUUCAGGCUUGGCGUCCGAGCUUGGACAAGGGUGUGGUGCUCGGCUCGGUGGCUCAAAACGGGCAGCAGUGGGACGAUGGCGCCCCUUUCUUUUAUGGCACCGUGUCAUGCAUAUACGACUCACACGGUUACGGUUACAGCAUGGAUACAGGAGAGUUUGGCAACGAUAAUCCCAACAUCGACAUUGCUAUUGGGAAAGCAGGGGAGCAGGACGAAGGAAACAUCGAUGUCUCCAUAGCAUGGUUUCCUUACCACCAAGGCUGGACGGCUGGGUACGUGGAUGCUCCCUCGGAGUUAGACAAGGGCGGAGAGGCCAAAUGGGCCACCAACGCGUCCCACUCGUCCAACCUGCCAAGCGACCUUUCCCGCAUUCUGCACUGGGACAAGCGCGGAGCCAGUCUGGAGCUGCCAGGUGUCAACCCGUCACGGGACGGCAUGCUCUUCCUCACCUCCACGGACCCGGGUCAGUGGAGCAACGAGCUCAACAUAAUGAGCACCUACGUCAAGAGAAAUGGCCGCGGGUGGCGCAUCCAGGCGCGGGAGGACGCCUUCGGGGAUGUGACGGAGCUUGUGGAGAGUCAGGAGCACAUGUUCGCAUUCCUCUACAUCCCGUUCACCGCUCCUGGCCUUAUAGGGGCCACCAUAGCAGCCGAUGGCUCAGUGGUGCAUGGAGCAGGCGUGUUCACAUGCAAGCGACUGGCUGCUGGGAUGUAUGAGAUUACCAUUGGCGACGAGCACAAGACACACAAUGACGGCAUUCUCUUGCUGCAAGUGAUGGGGCGGGACGACAGCAACAGGCACUAUGCCCGACACGCCUUCCUGUCGUACAACUUCACAGCACAGGGAUCGGUGCUGGUGGAAGGGCAUAGGCUGGUGAAGGAGCCCUCUCAGAUGUUUAAGGAGACGUUUCCAUACACCGAUACAGACUUCGCUUUCGUGUGGGUCGACUUCCGCAACCCUCUCAGUCCCACACUCCGCUCCUACACUGGGCCUCUCCCAGAGCGCCUCUCCGGUUACCGCUUUUGGAGUGGCAUCGUUACGGGAAUAGUCGCCAUGGCAGUGGCGACUGUAGCAGCUCUCUUCUUCCUCUCCUACUACUCCAUCUCUCAAGUGCCCUCUGUUUUCACUCCUCUGACGUCGCUCCAGCCUACGCAGUCUGUAUCUGCAGAAACCGAGUUGGCAGAGGAGCUGCUGAGGGGGGUGUACAUUAAUGCUGAGGAUUAGAUAUGUACAGUGCACUUCGGAUUUAUUUUUAUGAACUUAUGGGUAACCACAGAAGCCAGUUCUUGAUCUGCAAAAAAAAAAGGGUUCCCAAAAGAAAUUUUUUUGGGGGUAGUGUACAUUUAUGCAGAGUAAAUGUCCACACUGAUUUGUUUUGUAUCUAAGUGCAGAUCAGAACAAUACAUGGCCGUGUGCCCUAUUUCCAUAUGCUUAAUUGAUGGUGAGAAGAG
Messenger RNA from Closterium sp. NIES-67, 1961 nucleotides. The record is from the annotation of a GenBank genome assembly. NCBI's taxonomy places the organism in Eukaryota, Viridiplantae, Streptophyta, Zygnematophyceae, Desmidiales, Closteriaceae.